GCCUGCUUUCCCAAGGCGUUGGAACACUUGGUGCGAACCGACGGCCGUGUGGGGAGCCGUCGGGCCUGCGUGGGCUUCUCACUUCCCCUCCCCAACGGCCGCGCGUGCAGGUGCCACGCCAAGUCCCGCAGGCGGGGCGGACCCUGUGGACACGCCCCCGCGGCGAGUCCCUGAUGCCCCGCGAGAGGAAGCGUCAGAGUCACAGCUGUCCUGCAACGAGCCGGGCUCCCCUCCCUCCCCCCGCCAGGGACGCCGCCCGCCGCGAUUGCGGGCACCGGGCACCGGGCGCCGACCGGCCGGGGAUGCGAACUGUGCCCGCGGCGGCAUGGCAGCCUCAGGGGGUGCCCGAGGAUGUGGAGGAUGUGACAUUCUCAUCUUCUACAGCAGGGAUGCUGAGGAAUGGUGCCAGUACCUACAGGACCUUUUCCUGUCCUGCAGGCAGGUCAGCAGUCAGAAGAUGCUGACGCACCGGCUGGGACUAGACAGUUCCUUCUCGGCUGAGGAUCUGCGGGUCUUCCGCGGCGCGCGCUGCGUGCUAGUGCUGCUGUCAGCCGAGCUGGUGCAGUGCUUCUGCCAGCCCGGCCUGCUGCCACUGCUGCAGCGCGCCUUCCACCCACCGCAGCGCGUGGUGCGGCUGCUUUGCGGGGUGCAGGCCAGCGACGACGACUUCCAGGCCUUCUUUCCGGACUGGGCCCAGUGGCAGGAGCUCACCUGUGACGACGAGCCCGAGACUUACCUGGCCGCAGUGAAGAAGGUCAUUUCUGAAGAUUCUGGCUGUGACUCAGUAACCGACACGGAGCCUGAGGACGAGAGAGCCCUUCCUUACUCGAAGCAGCCGAACCCACCACUGGAGACAUCGUCUGGGAACCUGAUGGUGGUGCAGCCAGACCGUGUUCGCUGUGGGGCAGAAACCACUGUGUACAUCAUUGUGAGAUGCAAGCUGGAUGAGAAGGUGUCCACAGAAGCAGAGUUUUCUCCUGAGAAUGCACCCUCUAUCAGGGUGGAAGGCACACUGGAGAAUGAGUAUACAGUUUCCGUGAAGGCUCCAGACCUUUCAUCUGGGAAUGUUUGUCUGAAGAUAUAUUCUGGGGACUUGGUAGUGUGUGAAACCAUCAUCAGCUAUUAUACUGACAUGGAGGAAAUUGGGAACUUACUGUCCAAUGCCGCAAAUCCCGUGGAGUUCAUGUGUCAGGCCUUUAAAAUUGUACCCUACAACACAGAGACUCUUGACAAACUGCUAACAGAGUCCCUUAAGAACAACAUCCCUGCAAGCGGACUGCACCUCUUUGGGAUCAACCAACUGGAAGAAGAAGAUAUGAUGACAAAUCAGAGGGAUGAAGAGCUACCUACCUUGUUGCACUUUGCUGCAAAGUAUGGAUUGAAGAACCUCACUGCCUUGUUGCUCACCUGUCCAGGGGCCCUCCAGGCAUAUAGUGUGGCCAACAAGCAUGGCCACUAUCCUAACACCAUUGCUGAGAAGCAUGGCUUCCGGGACCUGAGGCAGUUCAUCGACGAGUAUGUGGAGACAGUGGACAUGCUGAAGAGCCACAUUAAAGAGGAACUGAUGCAAGGUGAGGAGGCCGACGCUGUGUAUGAAUCCAUGGCCCAUCUGUCCACAGACCUGCUCAUGAAAUGCUCGCUCAACCCCGGCUGUGACGAGGAGCUGUAUGAGUCUAUGGCUGCCUUCGUUCCAGCGGCCACAGAAGACCUUUAUGUUGAAAUGCUUCAGGCCAGUACAGGGAUCCCAGUCUCUGGAGAAAUUUUUUCUCGUCCCACGAAGGACUCUAUGAUCCGCAAGUUUUUAGAAGGCAGCAGUGUGGACACAACCAAUUUGGGGAGAGAGCAGAACCAUCUUGAUAGAGAAGAUGUAUAUCGCACGGUGGAUGAUGAAGAGGCCUUUCCCUUGGACCUGGCCAGCAGACCUCCUGUCCCUGUGCCCAGGCCAGAGGCCACUACUCCUGGUGCUCAUCACCUGCCUGACAAUGAGCCAUACAUUUCUAAAGUUUUUGCAGAAAGAAGUCAAGAGCGGCCUGAGAAUUUCUAUAUUUCUUCAGAGAGUAUCAGAAAAGAGCCACCCGUGAGGCCAUGGAGGGACAGGCCCCCAUCAAGUAUCUAUGAUCCGUUUGCUGGGAUGAAAACGCCAGGCCAGCGGCAGCUCAUUACCCUGCAGGAGCAGGUGAAGCUGGGCAUCGUCAAUGUGGAUGAGGCUGUGCUGCACUUCAAAGAGUGGCAACUCAAUCAGAAGAAACGAUCCGAGUCCUUUCGCUUCCAGCAGGAAAAUCUUAAGAGGCUAAGAGACAGCAUCACUCGAAGACAGCGAGAAAAGCAAAAAUCAGGAAAGCAAACAGACCUGGAGAUCACAGUCCCAAUCCGGCACUCACAGCACCUGCCUGGGAAAGUGGAGUUUGGAGUAUAUGAGAGCGGCCCCAGGAAGAGUGUUUUCCCUGCUAGGAUGGAGCUCCGACGUGGCGACUGGAAGACUGACAGCAUGUCCAGCACAGCCAGCAGCAUGAGUAACCGAUCAAGUACACGGAGCCUCCUCAGCGUGAGCAGUGGAAUGGAGGGUGACAAUGAGGAUAAUGAAGUCCCCGAAGUUACCAGAAGUCGCAGUCCAGGUCCCACCCAAGUGGAUGGAACACCAGCCAUGAUCCUAGAGAGGCCACCCAGGGUACCUCCCCGAGCUGCCUCACAGAGGCCUCCAAUCCGUGAGACCUUCCACCCUCCUCCACCAGUUCCACCUAGAGGUCGCUGAUUCCAACUCCUAAAUCCUGCUUACUUCAGGACUUUUAAGACUUGCAGUUUGCAGCCUGUUAAUGAAGUCUUCAUGUUGAGUUUUCUGCAUGACUACUGACCUUGAGACCCAAUGUCAUUGCUGAUGUUGCAGCCCUGCUGGUUGGGGUGAUUUUUAAAGACAUUAUUAAGGCAUGAAGACGUCAGAAACCAAGGACUUUGUUCACCAUUGCCAAGUAUAUUGGUCCACAUUCUUGUUUACCAAAAGGAUGUGAACUUUAUCAGGAUACUUACCUCUAAUUUCCUACAGCAGAAAUCUAAUGAGAUGGAUCCGAAUGUACGUUAACAAGUGAUUAUACAGCAGUACACUUUUGUUAGUCCUUAGAUGUUUGCUAGUCUAGACUAAUUUCUCGAAGUGAUUAUAACACAUACAGUAUUCAAAUGAGAAGAUAAGUGACCUAAUUUUGAAAUAAUUCUUCCACAUUUCUGUGUAUUCUGUUUCAGUGCUGGGGCUUGUCACAUACAACAAACUGAAAAGGAUUUUAGGAAGGGAUUAGGCCAAACACCUUUUACAUACGAGACAAAUCGGGUUUUUCCACAAGCAUGGAACUCAGAGAAUUCAGUUAGAAGCUAGGCUUGCUGAUUCUGUGUCACUUUUUCUCUUGCAUGUGUGUGUGUGUGUGUGUGUGUAUGAUGAUUGUGUGUUUACAUGCUUGUUUGUGCACAUAUGUGAGGCUGUGGUUGAGAGUCUUCCUCGACCACUCUCCACCUUAUCCACUGAGGCAGGGUCUCUUGGUUGGACCCAGAACU
Molecule: messenger RNA, 3540 nt
Organism: Nannospalax galili (Upper Galilee mountains blind mole rat)
Lineage: Eukaryota; Metazoa; Chordata; Mammalia; Rodentia; Spalacidae
Gene: Pik3ap1
Product: phosphoinositide-3-kinase adaptor protein 1
Exons: 17
Coding region: 326-2752 (808 amino acids)
Biological process (GO): signal transduction
Cellular component (GO): cytosol
Molecular function (GO): phosphatidylinositol 3-kinase regulatory subunit binding; signaling receptor binding
Source: RefSeq, a predicted model, not a curated record